This is a messenger RNA of Pseudophryne corroboree (corroboree frog), 9330 nucleotides long. It is a transcript of the gene CAVIN2, whose product is annotated as caveolae associated protein 2. Lineage: Eukaryota; Metazoa; Chordata; Amphibia; Anura; Myobatrachidae. Gene Ontology annotation, molecular function: protein kinase C binding. The transcript is spliced from 2 exons. Bases 325 to 1602 code for a protein of 425 amino acids. The record is from RefSeq and is a predicted model, not a curated record. Gene Ontology annotation, cellular component: cytoplasm; caveola.
GCCGUGAGAUGGAGGGUAUGGAUUGCUCUCAAACACUCCCCUGGAUCUAAACUUUACUUUUUUGUAGUUUGGAUAAAUCAACUUUCACCUCCCACUGGGUGGAGCAGAGGCUUAAAAGAGAAGCUGGAAUGUAGUUGCUGGCAGUGUUUUGCUGCAGACUAGAGUGUAUCAUUCUGUCCCAUCUAAGCAAACACCAAUCAAAGGAAAAGAGGAAGAGAAUAGAACAUCUGCUACUUCUACUACAAGUUACUUACUAUAUAUCAUCAGAAACCACAACAAGACAAUUUAGGAGUCACGACUUGUGAGCUGAUAACAGUUGUGAACAUGGAAGAAGAUGCAAUUCAGAUAGAGAAGAGCAAUGAAGACUUUCAGAAGGGUGGGCAUCAUGAAAGUCAGGAGCUGGUGGUGCCCAGCCACAGCCCUACAGAAUCACCGUGCUCCAGCCCUACUCCCCAGCAACUUGUGGCUGCAGACUCCAUCAAAGAUAGCAAUCAGGUCAACGCCAUCACAGUUCUCACUCUGCUGGAUAAACUGGUCAACAUGCUGGAUUCAGUGCAAGAGAACCAGAACAAGAUGGAGAAGAGGCAGAUUGACAUAGAAAACUCAGUAAAGGGUAUCCAAAAUGAUAUCACUAAGUUAUCUAAGAGUCACUCCUCCACUAGCAACACUGUCAGCAAACUUCUAGAGAAGUCUCGCAAGGUCAGUGCUAACAUGAGGGACGUCAAGGAUCGCAUGGACAAGCAGACAGUGCAGGUGAAGAAGAUGGAGAGCAAUCACAAUCAGCUUCUAAGAAGGAACAAUUUUAAAGUCCUAAUCUUCCAGGAAGAAAAUGAAAUACCUGCAAACGUCUUUGUGAAAGAGCCAACACCGGUGCCUAGCAUAACAGAAGGCCACGAAGACUCCAUUGACCCUAACAAGUCUCAGGAGGAAACCAUGCACACGAUUGACCUUUCUUCAGAUGAUGAAAUUAAUCAUGAAGAAGAUGGGCAUGAUGACAGUGUAGAUGAGAAAUUAGGACCAACUAGGGCUGAGAAAAUGAAAAGAUCCAGCCUGAAGAAAGUAGAUAGCCUGAAGAAAGCAUUCUCACGUCAAAAUAUAGAAAAGAAGAUGAACAAGAUCAGCACUAAAAUUGUGUCACCAGAAAGAAGAGAAAAAAUUAAAAAGUCAUUCACUCCAUCCCAAAAUAAAUCUUCAAAGGGCUCAUCAUUUAAAUCUCCAAUUACCUUUAGCAUUAAGAAAUCCCAUGAUGGGGAGACUGCUGAGGAGAGUGAGGAAAAAUCUGCAAAGGAACCUGCAGAAGAACAAGCUGUGAGUGACCAGAAUGAUAGCCUGAAGGAUGAGAAGGCGUCUGAGGUGCUGCCUCCAAAUGAGGAAGUAAAAACAGUGGAAGUCUCAAUAGAUAGCGACACUAACAUGGAAGAAGCAGAAGUUUUGAGAAAAAACAUUGAACUUUCUAUUGUGGAAGAUGAUGAGGAUAAAGAAUUGGACUUUGAAAAUGAGAACCCAUUUAGCCCCGACUAUAAGCCAAAGCCUGAGGAAUUAGAGGAAGCUUAUGAAGCACCUACUCAAUCAACUGGUCUCCAAAUAGAUCAAAGUGUAUAAAGGUGUUUAAUAUACAAGCAGCUGGUUGCAAGUUGUGAUUUACAUAGAAAUGUGUUCAGGUCCAUUUCAUUCAGAAGACUACAAUAUGUGAUAAUUGGAUGCUAAAAAAAGUAACCAAUUUAGGUUAAAAAAUAUACUUACAGUAGAUGAGGGAACCUACCCAUAAAAAGACUACACUAGUAGUGAUAAUCUAACAAUUUAAAUAACUAUUUACAUGCAAAGUGCAUCAGAACCCUACAUCACCUAUUCCUCUGAAUCCUAAUAUUAGUGUUUUCAAUAUAACUUAUAUUAUACUGUAGUUGUUGUAAAAAUGCACUAUAAAACAUGAGGUGGACCUUAGAACUGGUCUGUAUUAUUUCUGCACCAAGCUGUACUCACACCAUCAUCUAUGACAACCCUCAAAGGGUAUUUCUGAAAGAAUACAUUUUAACAUAAACCGGUUUAGAAAUUGAGACAGAAUAAUUUUAUACUGAGGAUACUAAGACUAUGUCAGUCUUUACUUCUUAAACCAUGUUGAUCUACAUUAUCUGACUUCUCUCAUUAUAAUAAAUGGGACCAAUAAUUAAAAGAACACAGGAAUUUAGUUUUCAUAACUACAGUAGAUGAAAAGGAAAAAUGUUUUAGCUUAAAGACAGUAAUACAAACACAUUCGUCCUUUAGUUGGUUUACAUAUAUUUAGUGGUUUGUUUGUUUUUUGCCAGAUAUAGCAUUCUUGACCAAUGAGCUGAUAACAAUGAUUGUCUUAUCUUAGCAUCAAGGCAGACAGCCUAAACUGUAACUUUAUGUAUUUAUGGAUACACAAAUGGAACAAGUUUAUUUGAGGCAGACAGCACAAUUCAUUUACUGAAGCACAGAUCUACUCUCCUGGCAUCCAAACCCCACCUAUCACAUUUACAGACACAGUGUAAUGAUGUGGAAGAGUGAGAACAAGAAAAGAUCUUUCACCGUGACUUGUGUCUUCCAUAAAUCUGCUCCACAUACAGUCAGAGCCUGUAUUGCCUGGAUAAUGUUCACAUAUAAUGUAUAUUUGGAGAAGGUACAGUCAUUAUACAUUAUAAACACACUUUUUUCAUAGAUGCAUUGCAGUAGGGACAAGCGGUGGUGAGCUGGAAGGGGUAAACUUAAUUUAAGUCAUUUCAAUUUGUGAUCCAACCAUAUAUAUCAAAUAUACUAACAGUUUCAACUAUACAUUUGUAUGCCUUGGGCAGUAAUUGCACUUCCACCACCCCCAAACUCCUAAUAUAAAAAGAAAAAGAAAAGCUGCCAAGUAGUAGAGUGAAUAGUAGAGCAGAUUUCAUUAGGAAUUCAGGUAAUCAGGACAGAGCAGAAGAACUAUUAAUUUCCAGUGUAUUAUUGUGCAUGCUCCCCAACUGUAUGUGAUGAAGGAUGAUUCCUGCCCUAUCUCUGUUGCCCCUUCAGUAAGGUGUACAACUUAUUGAAUCAAGGCCCACAUGUAUUGAGCCUUAACAAGAGAUCGAGUGGAGAUGGAUAAAGAGAAAUAAAUGAUCAGCCAACCAGCUUCCUAAUUGCCACAUCACAGGCUGUGUUUGAAAAAAUUAGGAGCUGGUUAGCUCGUGAUUUAUCUCUCUUUAUCCGUCUCCAUUUUAUCUCUCGUUAAAGCUGAAUACAUGUGGGCCAUAAUAUUUUUUUUUAAAUGAUCAAACAAAUAAUAGACAUAGGACAGGAGAGGCCACCAUAAAAUGCCUAGUAAUGGAGCUUCGAUAGGGAAGUCCGUAAAAUACUACAGGUCCUAGGACACAGACUUGGUGAGUGCUAAGAAACAUAUUGGAAGAAGACUCUUAAUAUAUAAAAUUAAAUCUAAUUAAACACAUCUAGCACCUAACAUUAGCCAAAGUUCUGUGCAGUAAUACUUCUAAUCCUAACCAUAAACCAAGUUCUAGCUUUAAAACUAUCCAUAUCUGUUUUUGGCUACACUAAAAAUGGAAAUAACAGCCUUACACUGUAUCAUUUUUCUAAAUUUGGUUUUGUAUUGGUCUUGAUGAAGUUAUACUGUAAUUUACCCUUCAAGGUCUGCAAAGGACUACAGUGCUAAUGUGAGCUUUGGUUUUGGGUCCACUAAUGUUUUAAAGUGAUCCUAUUUGCAGAUGAAAAAUCAUAUUGAACGUGCCCUAAAAAAGUAUUCUACUCAGGUAUUCUACUCAACAAUAUCCAGUUAUAUAUUAUUAGUUAUUGAAGGGAAGAUUCAAGUUUGUGCAAGGUCCUCUAGUAGCCUUGAGAGAUGUGCUUCUGCAUACUUUUCCAUAUAUUAUUGUACAGAAAACAUGGCUUCUGUUAGUUGCAAGCACAAGUAAGCUAUGUUUAGUAGCAACGGAAUAUCACGCAGACACAGCGUGCAAGGCUUCAGGGCUUAAUUGACUGUCCUUAAGAUUAGGAGAGUAAACCUAACAUCAACAGUUUAGACAUAAUACAUUAUACAGUACUGUGCAUACCAGCUUAAUAUAUUCAUUCAUUGACUUUAUGCUAUGUCUUCUUCACAUAACAGGCAAUUAAGUAAAAAAAUAUGGAAAUUCAAUUACUAAAUAUACAUGCAGAUUAAAGAAUUUGUCAGCACAGAUUCAUGAUAUAUAAUUUUUACAUACAGUACACAGACACUGUUCCUUUUGUAUUUAUAAGCAUUUUAAUAAUGCACUUGAUAUUAUAUGCGCUAUAUAAAUUUAUAUAUUGAUGUUGUAUAGUAAAUUUAACAUCAACUGAUAACUACUGUAAUAUGUUGGGAAAGUUAUUUCAAUAAUGAAAACAGAUUUUUAUUAAGGAUGGUGACAGCAUGUGUGAUGGUGAAGUCAUUGAGGGGAAUUCAAUUCUUUGAAAAGUCGGUUGGGUGUCUGUUUUUUCUUGUCUAUUAGAUAGGAAAAAACAGACACCACACUGACUUUUCAAACAACUGAAUUCCCCCCAUUGUGUUUGCAAGUUAUUUUAUUCUGAAAAUGUAAACAGAGUGAUUUGAGAAGAUACUUAACAUAUAUCUACAAUAAUUAUUUUCAUAUAAUAACAUUAAAAGAUUUAAUUCAUAUUUUAUUACAGAUAGGGGCAUUAGGCAACCCUUUUAUUCCAUUGCACUAAAAAUAAUUAGUACGUGAAUUAAGUGGGCUAUCAGUAUACAUUGGCAAAUAUAGCACAAAAUCAUAAUGAUCUAAAUCAACUUUGAAAAGUAAGAAAGACUUAUUAAGGGGAGAAUAUAUGUGACUUAUUUGUAAUAUACAUAUAUAAUGGCUGCAACAGCUAUGGGACAUACCUAGGAGAGGACUGGCUGCUGGGAACAGUAUGGGCAUGAGGGAAGGGGGCAGGACAAGGUGAUGAGGGAGGCUUGAAUUAGUAUUCAGGUCUCAGUGCUUAAAAAGUUCCACUAACCACUGUUUUCUAUAAUUGCAAUUGAGAGCACUAAAGGUCAGAUUUAUCAACAAGUUUUAUCAUAAGCAACAAGCUUUGGAACUCGUUUAUAUAAUAUAUGGUGCUCUAGCCAAUCAGCUCCUAAGUUUCAUGUGUUUGAAAAAUUAUAGUUGGGAGCUGAUUGGCUGUAGCACCAUUUAUCAUAUGCAACAAGUUUUAAAACUUGUUGCGUAUGCUAAAGCUUGUUGAUAAAUCUGCCCCUAAAGGACCACCAGGGGCUAUUUCUGAGCAACAUGGAUCUCUCUUCGCAUGUUUUUGCAUACAGCGUAUGUGCAGAAGUGAAUUUAUGCAUAUUUGUCCGUCCUAUUUUGAGUUGGAUGCAACUUGGCCGGAUCUGUCUGUGAAAAAGGAUGUUUCAGGGCUUAAACUAUCUGAAACCUCACUUUUGGGAGAGUUGUGGCUAUCUAUCAAAAGCUCCUGGCAAUUCUGUGUUAUGUGUACAGAGAAGGAAAGCCUGUUUCUGAUGGAUUUCAUGACACUAAUGAUGACACUUGUGGGUGCAGGCAUAAAAUUAAUGGCUGGCACUGGUGUCACUUGCACGUGCACAAUAUGUCACAUUAGUUGAAUAAAUAUUUUGCAUUAGUAUAGAGUAGUAAGACUUCUGAGGUUGCCCAUGACUAUAGCCCCUUUGCGUGAGACUCAGAAACGGUCUAUAUGUCUCUAUAACUAUUACAGAAGACCAUGGUGUUCUUGGCCAGCUAUCUUGUACUAUCACUUUAGAAUUUCAUGCAGAAAUAGGGAUAGCAAUACUGGAUUUCCCUUUCCAUUACUAGUUAACAAGGGACUGGCAAAUUCACAAUAAGCAUAACUCCUCACAAUAAAGGGCUUAAAUAAUAAAGUACAGCAAAAAGCAUAAAUGAGCUGGUAGUCACAGAAACCAACCAGAUUCUUAAUUUUAAUUUCUAGUGCAGCUUAGAAAGUAAAAACAAACAUCUAAUUGGUUGCUAUAUCUUUCAGCCCUUUUGUAACGGUUGCAUUGUGUUAUUUUAUAAGAACCAUACAGUAGUUUCUAAUAGAAAAAUGAAAGCAGAGGAAGAGCCCACUAAACUGGUAGAGAACACUGAAUUAUGGUUGUCUAGAAAUGAAUACCUAUUGUUGAUUUAUUUAUGUUGAGUUUCUGCAACAAGAUCUGUUUAGAAGGGAGGCAGUUAAUUUGCUGGUUGUUGGAGACCAACGCCGGGAUCCCAACUGCUGGUGAAAUACCGACGGUCGGAAUCCUGACCUCUGGCCAAAAUCUCCACUCAGGUGUUGGUCCAAGGCACCAGCCGAGUGGGAAUAUAACCCUGUGGUGACCUAAGGUCAUCACUGGGGCCAAAGUGUGGCGAGCGCAGCAAGCCCGCAAGUGGAAACGCGAUGCUCGCCGCUGGUAUUCUGGAUGUUGGGAUCCCGGCGUUGAUCUCCUGACCACCGGGAUCCUAACAGCUGGGAUAUCAUAUUGAUCCCAUUUAGAACUUUAUUAGAAUUUUCAAGUGUUGUAGAUUGGUGCUAUUAUAUAUCCAUAAAAUGUAAAAUGCAGUAAGCUUUUAUGACUCCACAUACAGAAGGAGCAUGUUUGUUAUAGACAAGAUGUGUUGUUCAUCCUGUUGCUCUAUUUUAAUGGAGCAAGGCACAUUUAAGCACAAAUGCCACAAUCAGCGCACUGAGUUAACUGGCUCCCAAUUGUUCAUCUAAAAAAAAUAUAUAUAUAUAUAUUCCCCAUCUGUAGUUAAUAGUAAAUGAAUACAAUUAUACUUAUGUGCCAAUGUUGCUUACGGCAUAAAUGACUAAUGAUCAGGGCUGUAGAUGGCUUUGAUCUCACAGACUCACUUGUUUUGUAAUCAGGUGAAAUUAUAAAUUAGCGCAGGUGCUGCGUUCAUUCUGGCUGCCAUCUUUGGUUGUACCCAGUCAAAUCUGAACAUGGCUUUACCAAGCAUAUCAGAGAGCGGUGCUUGGUAAUUAUUACUACAUAUGGGCCCAAUGUUUAAGUAACAUACCUUAUAAUGACUACUAGGCCUUAUGUCAAUAGAUGUGGAAAAGUAGUAAAUUGGUAAUACAUUUAUUACAAAGUCAUUUAAAAUGCAUCUAUAAUCGUACAGUAGAUUAAUAUUUUUAAUAGUAUAUUAAGCAGUAUGUAUCACUUUCAGUUAGUUCUAUAAACCUUUUUUCUCCUGCCUCUAUCUCCCCCCUAAUGCCAGUGGUUACAGCAUAUAUAUAUAUAUAUAUAUAUAUAUAUAUAUGUACAGUAUAUAUCUAUAUAUAUAUAUAUAUAGCAACCUGCUUCCUUGAAACCAGAUGGUAGGGAUGGCAUGUUCUCCUCUCAGGAAUGGAAGAGUGAUGCUAUAGCCAAGCACCAUACUGCCAGCACAACACUGACAUGGAGAAGAAGACGCAGCCCCUCGUGUAAAAUCUGCCAGCUCCUUCUCUUUGAUAGCAGUGUUGAACGUGUGAGGGCACCACAGGGCAUUAGAAACACUGGAUGAGUGACCUUAUGUCACACAUUCAAGGACUGAUUCAGAGAUGGACACUGCUGCAUCCGCUCUAACGUCUUUUGCCUGAGAAGCGCGGGUUUGAUAAUAUGCAAAUGCUAGUUUCAGCUUUCACCUUGUGCACGAGCGUGCAUCUGUAUGUGCAAACCCUAAUAUGCUCACUUUUAGAUGUUCACCGCUGGUGAUUCUAGACAGUCCACCAUCGUGAGCACCAUUCACGCUUGUACCUGUCCUAUGGCAGGUGCAGUUUCUCUGUCUGAAUAUGGCCUCUGCAGAAUCAGAUGAGAAUGCAGCAUCUGUCACUGACACACCAUAAUAUGCCCACGAAAGAGAUUUUAUUUUUAUUUUUUUGCGUUCACAUCAGGCCACCUCCCAAAAAUGGGCAUCACUUUGAUUCUCAAAUUCUGAAUCCAUCGGUUACGCAUAUGCAAUUUUUUGUACAUGCACACUAGCACAUAAUCGCUGAACUCCAUCUACAUUGGAAUAGUGUGCAGCUUGUGUGUGCCUUGGAAUCAGUUUUAGGUGCACUCUAGCCAUUGGUGCUGUAGGGUCACCUAAUGAUAACACUAGCCCUGCCAACUAGAUGAAUGUACUGUAUGAGACUGAUAUUUAAAACACCACUUUUCUGCUGCUAUAACAGCUCUAUAGACAUUAGUGACCAGCUAUUAAUAGGAAGUGGGAACAUUACUCAAACUGAUUUGACAUAGAAAAACAAAUAGCUUUUAUUUAGUUGAGGUUCUGGAGAUGAAGAUUCUUUAGUUUUUAUCUCAGAAUGGCCACUGUUGCAUUCAUCUAUACAGGUAGGAAACUGCUUUUGUUCUCAUGUCUACUGUUCACACUGCAUUAUUUAACUUAAUACACAGUCUCAGCAGUAAGCUAGAACAAAUACCCCAGUAAUGCAGAAUAUCAUUUUAGAGUCAACAACUUUUUUUUUUUUUUUUUGCUUUUUUUGGGUAUAGUACACUAAUGUACAUAAGGAUUUAUAUUUAGAUGUACACUUAACAAUACAACUAAUCUAAUUUCAUCCAUAUCAUUUGAUCAUUUUUAUCUGCAAAGUAGAACACAUUGCUAUAGCCAACAGCACAUACAGUAACAAGAGAAAUGCAUCCUGUGCAAAAGGUUUGAAUUACCCAGAGCCCUUUGUAACUGUCAGGCAGGUCUUGUUCUACAGAAAGCAGGCUAUAUAACACUAUUGCUACUUUUGUUUCCUAUCUCCCUCUCAGAGGCACUACAAAUGUAACAUUAUACUGGCAGAGAAACUGAAUAAUGAUUGAGUAUGAAAUAUCAGGAUUUAUGUAAGGUUAUAUUUUCCAGGAGUCAAACGCAGUAGAGUGAAACCUGUGAUACUGCAGAUGAUGCUGGAGAAAUGAAAUACAUUAUCUUUUACUUGUACACUUUGUGACUCUUUUUUUCCAUACAUACAAUGUCUCCUUUGUUCUGUAUCACAUUCUAAUACUCUCAAUGAAAAUGGAAAGUGUGCACUUCAGAAGAUAUAGAGUAAUGUGAAUAUUUCUGUUAUACCCUGUGUUUUUAUAUGUGGCAUUAAGCUAUGUAGAUGUCACCUGGCUUGUUAUACAUCCUGUUAAAAAUAAUGGAAGCUAAAGUUUUACACGUAUUACAUGCAUUUCAAGAUUAACUUUUUUUUUUAGGAAUGUGGAUUAAACAGUUAUGUAUUUUGGAGAGAUCAUAUUAUAUGCUUGAAGGUUGAAGCUACACUUACAGAGUCUCACUUAGUUUAAAUUGCACAGUAUAAUGUUUUUCUAUGCAUAGCAGUUUAGCACUUUUGCUGCUGUAACUAUAUAAAUAUAUAUAUAUAUAACAAUAUAUUGUAAAUAAAUCACAAAUAAAAUGCUAA